UAUUUCGCCAUCAUUGCCUACAUAAAACCGAUCAUGUACGGUGGCCGUGUGAAAAAGGGAGACGUGAUUGGCUACAGCAUAAACCACAACUGCGCUAUUGAGCGCUAUUCCGUGUUCGAGCCGUACGUGUCAUUUUUUCUAUUUCGUCAAGGAAAGCCGAUCGACCCGACUUACCAUAUGAAAGAAUGCUUUUGCACAGGUCAGGUUUGCGAGUCCAAUACUGACAACACACUCGUGUAUCCAAGCUUCAAGGAUGAGAAAGGCUACGGCAAAGGAUGGGAGAUCCAAUGUCCCGACAUGGAAGUGAAACCUACCAAAGCCCACCCGGAGGCUACCAGAAUGCCGUAUAUUUAUUCUCCUAUAAAAGGCGAAGUACUCGGACGGUUUCGACCACGCUCCGUUGACGACGUCCACGAAGGGUACAGCUGUUCGAAUGACGGGGUGUUCAUUCUGGGCUCUGACGAGUGGAAAGAUUUUACCGUGCAUCUGUACAAUGUAAAAUUUGUCACUGAGCCCGGCAACCAGCGAAUCGAGCAAGGGCAGAUUGUGGGCAAGAAAAUGAACUGCUCUGACAACGAGUACGAAUCAGUAUUCCUGGAGAUGCGCUACAAAGGGAAGUUCGUGAACUUUACGGACAUGCUGUUAGGAAACGACUGCAGACUUCCUGAUGCAUUGUAG
Messenger RNA from Soboliphyme baturini, 678 nucleotides. The record is from the annotation of a GenBank genome assembly. NCBI's taxonomy places the organism in Eukaryota, Metazoa, Nematoda, Enoplea, Dioctophymatida, Soboliphymatidae.